GGGGAGCGCCGCGCCGAUGGCGCAUGAGCACUGUGUGCCUGACCGUGCGCCAGCGGGAAGGGGUGAUUGCUGCUAGGCAGCUCACGCCUGGCCGCGUCUGACACUGGCUGGCCGGCUGCCGGAGCUGGGCUUGGCUUGGCUAAGUCAGCUUGGAGCGGACGGAGGUUCGCAGCGAGGUCGCCCCAUAGGGUCAAGGAUGGCGGUGAGGCGCCGUUAGUGCCGGGCUGCCCGCGGCGCCAUGGACAGCUUCCUGCAGGAGGAGGCGGCGAAGAGCCGCGCCGGGCAGGCGGGGAGCGACGUGCUGCCGACCCUGCGCCUGCCCUGCCUGCCGCCCGGCCUCUGCCGACCGGCAUCUUCCCAUGAACACAAAUUAAACUUCCAGAAGAGCAAGGAAGCAUGUUUAAAUUACAUUCAGGAUGCCAUGCUACAGAAGCAGUGGAAAAGGGCUGCAGAGUUUCUGACCUUCUAUACUGAGGCACUAGAAAAAGACUUCUCUAGAGAAUACAUGGGUCCAUCAGAGAUUAUUUGGAGAAUAGGAUCUGAAAUACUGUGGCACCAUUCCCACAAUGGCAUGAAGGAGUUCAACUCUUUCAUAGAACAGAUGAAAACGUUAGCAAUAAAAAGGUAUUUGAAGGUUUGUUUAGAGCACGUCUUUCACCUCCUUUGUAACGGACUAAUAGAUGAAGCUUACCAAACCCUGUCCCUGGCAGAAAGCUGGAGGCAUGGGGAACAAACAAGUGUGCAGGAUAAAGAAAUGAAACUGAUUGAGGCUUACAGGGGACUGCUGGACUACUAUAGCUGGGCCAAGCAGAAGCACAUCCUGCUGGAGCACGGUCAGGAUGGAUUUGAAGACCUGUCUGUUGAACAGGAAAUGCACAGUUGCUUUCGGAAGGCAGCAGUGAACUUAAAGGACGUUAUUAAAAUACCUGGAGUCUGGGAUCCCUUUGUGAAAUGCUAUGUGGAUUUGUUGGAGUUCUAUGGGGACCAUGACGAAGCCCGCCAAGUGUUAAAUGAAUAUGCCUACAACUCCAAGUUCCCUGCUAAUCCCAACGCUCAUGUUUACCUCUACCAGUUCCUGAAGAGACAGGGUGAAUCAAAGAAGUCGCUCAUAUCUGCACUCAAGAUCUUACAUGAUAGUGUUCCUUCUCAUGAACUAAUGAUAGAUUUUAAUAUCAUGCUUCAAAAAUCAAAGAAAAGAAAAAAACAUCGACUGGGGCUAGAAGUUAUUUUUGCAGCCUUGGAUUAUGCUGGCUGGAAGGAAAAUGUAAAAGCGUGGAGCUGUUUGGCAAAACAGGUGAAACAAAUCGUAAUCUCUGAGAAGCAUCUUGACUGGAUCAAGCAAGAGUGGAACUCCAGAAGGGACUGGUGGCCAGCCUUCCAUUUUAGCCGUUACUUGGCAAAAAGGAAUUGGCAGGAAAAUGAAAGCCUUUCAUAUGAAAAAGCUCUGGUGGCUGGAAUCUUACUGGGAAAGGAUUGCAGGUACUUUAAAUACGUAUCACACCAAGGCUGCAAAGCUCAGGUGAAAAGAUUUCGGAUGCUGAAGAAAUUUGUGAAUAAGCACAAUCCUGUCUACCUGAGAAUAUCUGGUCUUUCAGACUCCUCUGUACCACCUUGAUUACAAGGCAUCGUUAAGGUUCUUGUUGUACUUUUUCCUGUCUCUGAAAAUGACUCAUGUAUUGGUACUAUUCUAAAAUUUCUAGGCAGACCCUGUUGACUUAGUACUAGACUUAUUUUUAUAUUUCUGUAAAACUGCUUUGGUUUGUAUUUAUUUUAUAAUAAAAUUAAUAUAAAUCAACUGAUAAGGUUGGGGAAUUUUUUUAAUGAUAGUCCCAUAUUUCUGUGUGAAAUGAAAACAGCAUCGAUUUCAGAUACAUCUUAAAAAAUAUUUAGUACUAUGAUGUGGAAUUUCUGUAUCAAUAGUAUUGUAGGGUUGAUUCUCCUUAUGUCUAGAUGUGUAGAUGGUGAUUUAAAUGACUGCUGGAAUGUAGUUCAAAAUGCACUCAGGACUAUCAGUGGCAUUCAUAAUAGGUUUGGUUUCUUAACCUAGGAACAGUACGUGAUGCACUGUGAAAAUGUGUUCUCAACCUGUAAAGGUUACAUAGCUUGCUGUUUCUAACUGAUCAUUUCCUGAAAUAUAACAUAUGGAAAACGGAGAGACACAUGUCACAUUUUUUGUAUUGUAUAUUGAGAUGAGUUAUAGGUUAUGAGGAUCUACUGCAGCUUGUUCAACUACAUAAUGCACUUCAGGAUGUCCAAAGGCAGUUUUUCCCCAUGUCAUCCUUACAGAUUGGUGUCCAGUUCAGGGAUUGUUUUCACAUCACUGGUAGGGGAGAGGGAGAGGCUGCUGUAGCUGUGUGGCUGCAGAGGAAAGCUCAUGCUGCGGUGCUUUGAAAGAGCAAAGGCACAGAACUGCUGAAAACUUCUCUGCCUGGUAGAAACGACUUUCUAGAAUCUUUUUGCAGUCUUGCCUGUGAGCUGAAAUAUGCACUGUUGCUGUGUUUGGAAAGCAAAUGCUAAUAUGUUGUGACAAACCAGCCUUCCAGUUUGAUUGAAAACGACAAAAUGUUUUCCAAAUACUACUUCUGUUUUAAUGACAGGUCUGUAGAGCUCUGGUGAAUGAACUGCUUGAACCACCUCUGGGAAUGAAAUAAAGAUGUCUUUCAUAGCAUAGUAGUAUAUGGAUAAGUACGUCUGUGCUUUUAAAAGCUGAGUGUUUAUCUGGGAGUUCGGUCUGGGUAAGGAUGGGUGUUGUGAUAUAUGCCUGAAGACAAUGUGUCUUAAACAUGAAGUGAGCUACUUGCUCUAACUGUAUGUUCUAUCAAAAAAAGAAGCAAUUAUCUGUCAUUCCAGACCUCUGUGCUAGUUUAGUUCUGACUCCCUAAGAAUGCUGCUGUAAUAGUCUAGGUUUUUGUGGGAGGUCUUCAACUGAGUUUUGAAUGUUUUGAUUUAGAUUGUGAAGUUCCAAAACAGUCUUCACUGCAUCCCUCCUGUAAUGUGUCCCACACCCCUGGGAAGCAACACCCCCUUAUUCUGAACAGUGAUCCAAAUUGUUGCUCCCAAUGACUCAUCUAGAUGGGUUUCAUGCCUGGACAACGGGGCUAAAGCUGUCCUGGGACAGCCCUGGGAGGCAACUGGACAGGGUGUGUCCCCCUCCGCCCCUAAUUUGGCAUCCUGCCUGCCACUGUGCCCCUCUGCUCCUCUGGACUUGCAAAGAUGGGCCUUUGAUGGGCUGGUGACUCUCCAGCGAUGGCCCUGGGAGCAUCCCAGUGGUGUGUUAUUUGGGCUUCUCCCUUCCAUUGUCUGUCUGUGCUCCUUUGCAGGGGUGCAGAGGUGCUUUUAUCAUAUAAUCUAACACAGGAUAGUAUAAAAACAGAAUGCUAGAGCCCCUGCUGCUUGUUCAGAUCUCCCAUGUGAUUUUUCCUUCUGUCCCCUUAGCUGUCAGUGGGAGACGUAUGCCUUGCAGCAGCUGAGAAACCAUCUCUUCAUUGAGGAAUAAAUUUGAAACAAAGCAGCAGAGAUUGGGUGGAGGUAAGAAGAAUGUGUUAAGGACAAUGAGAGGACAAAGGGGAGCCUGAUGUCUUUGAAAAAAACCUGUUAAUCUAUUGUGCUCACACAUUUCUCCUAUGACCCCUGGAAGCAGGGUUGCUACCAGAGAUCGUGCUGUCUCCUGGUGCUAGAGCUACCACGCUGCAGCCAGCAAGGAGAAGAGCAGCACAGCCCCAUCUUUCACAUAACCAUCUCAAGCAUUGCUCUUUCGUGGCCUACAAGAAACUUGCUAUUUCCCAACACCAUUUUGCUUACACCCAAGACAAACCUGCAGAUCACAAGUCCUGAGUGGAAUUCCCUGUCUAAGUUACUCAGUGCAUACUGUAUUUUCAAGCUUGUGUGUUGUGCUUUGUAUAUGGGAACUCCUAGUGGACUGGAAUAUUCUGCUUUGGCUCUGAAUUCUGUGGUCUAGGUUUGGUUUUCUUGUGACUAGACAUUUUCAUCCUGUGUACAAAACUCCUGUAAGGUUUUUUUCCUUCCGUGAAACAAAUAGCACAUCUCAUAUUUGUUGAUCCUUUAUGUAGUGGCAAAGAACUUGUUCGGGGAAUCCACAUCAUCUGCUUCACAGACCCAGUGUCUGUUGUCCUUUUGUUAUUCCACCUCUUGUUCUGGUAUUUUUAAUGUUAAAACUUAACAUAAUAAUCACACGAAAUUGCUAUUCAUUUCAGCGCUAUCCUCUGCUUUUCCUGUUGUUCCAUUCACGUAUUUGAUGCUACAGCUUGUGCUUUCCUGUUUUUAACAAUGUCUUUACAGUCAAUAAAAGCAAGCUAAUGAAGUAUCAGCCACUUUUAAA
Columba livia (rock pigeon) is the source of this 4339-nucleotide messenger RNA. RefSeq names its product TATA-box binding protein associated factor, RNA polymerase I subunit A (gene TAF1A). The record is from RefSeq and is a predicted model, not a curated record. The coding region runs from base 239 to 1615 and encodes 458 amino acids. Lineage: Eukaryota; Metazoa; Chordata; Aves; Columbiformes; Columbidae. The transcript has 10 exons. Gene Ontology annotation, biological process: transcription by RNA polymerase I. Gene Ontology annotation, cellular component: RNA polymerase I transcription regulator complex.